AUGAACUUUGAUUCUGAUUUGUUCCAAAAAUGGCUGUUCACUAGAAGAGUUAAAAACGUAAAUUGCAUUGGUUCACCCGUUUCUGAAAAUGGUGCUGGUGGUAGAGAAGAUAUUCCAAAUGAAAUCGAAGAAUUGAAAAAAAUAUAUGAUGUGUUAUAUAUGAAAGAUGUUAGAGAUGUGAAGACUGAAUUCAGUGAUUUGACUGUAGCUUCUGCAAUGGAAUAUCAAAAUAAUUUAGCAAACCUUUCAGUAUCUUCCAAUUUUAAAGCAAAUAAUAACGAAUUGUAUGAUGAAUUUAUUAAGAGAGUGAAAAGAGAGAAGGUUAAUAGAGAACCUGUUCUUUGUAAAUCAAGAAUUCAGGAUCCCGCAAUGUUAUUAUUGCCUCCAAAUGAAAGAUUAUUGGUUGAAGACUUAGAAAAUGAUAUUUCAGAAAUGCCUGGUGCACUCGAUAUAAUAAACGUUUAUGGCAAUACCUUUUGUUGUUAUAAAAACUGGUGUUUUACUGCAAUCAAAGGAAAAAUUUCAAUACACAAUAUAGAUGAAUUAACCGAUGGAAAACAUAUUUCAACUACCAUUGAUUUAAAUAAAUUUUAUCAAUCAAAUAAUUUUAAUGAGCUUUACUCUUCUUUAGGGAUGUCUCGAUAUGCUCCAAUGAAAAGGAACGAUGAGUUAGAUUUAGAUAUUGACAUGGAUAUUGACAAUGAAUUGAAUGAACAUAUAACAUUUAUGAAAAUCUCAAAAUUAAUGGAUAUUGAUGUUCUGUGUGUGACCACUGAAUUAUCACAUGCAUUCAUCAUUAGUAUUCAAGAUAUAUUAGAACAAACUAACAUUAAUAACAAAUCAAAUAAGCUAUGCAAUUUCUCAUCUGAUAUAAAACCAGAAAAUUUAAAUAUAUGGAUAUUCAAAGUAAGUGAGAGUUGUUGGAGUAUCGAUAUUUUUGAUAAUUUAUCUGAUGGAAUGGCAUUUAUAGCUAUUGGGCAUAAUAAACCAGGUAUUACGAUUUUUUCAAUUCCAUUUGAGAAAUUAAAGAGAAACUAUAGACCUAGUGUCGAGUACUCUAAAUCUAGAAAAAUUAAUGUUCAAGAAAUCUUAUGUGGUCAUAAUAUUCCGUCUCUUAAAUUUCUCCCUGAGCAGGUUGACUCUAAUGGUAAUAUCCUAUUAGUAUUUGCAUCAAUUUUUGGUAACGUUGCUACAAUGAAAAUAAAACUAGAUAAAGAUUUUAAUAAAAUAGUGUGCAAUAUACAUGAUUACCAAUUGUUUGAUGAAUAUUGUUGGAAUAUUAUUAAUCUAAAAAGAACUGAUUUUUUGAAGGUAUCAAAAUUUGAAUUUUUAACUCUAAAUUAUCAAAACAAUUAUAAAAAAUCUAUUAUAAGUUCUAUUUAUCAAGAUAGUACUUUAUUUGGUCUUGUACCAGAAAGUGUCCUUGUAUCAGAUGACUUAGGAAUCGGUACUUUAACCACGCAAAUAUCGGUUCCUUUGUCAAAUAUAUCACAUAGAAGAACAGAUUACAUUGAUUCUGAUAUAAAAUUACGGUAUACUUGUUUUGAUGAUGACAAUUCGAUAAUAGAGGGUACUUUAAAACCUGAGAUAGCAUUGACAUAUGAUCCAUUAAGCGAGUACUAUGACUACAAUUAUGAUAAUAGUUUAACCUGGGAUGAUAAAGUGAAAUAUUCAACAAGAAUACAGUCACUUUGUCAUUAUCAUCCGUUUAUGGAUUACUCUAAGUUUGAUUUUGGCAGUAACUUCAAUCAAACAUUUGAAAAAUGGAUUAUUUCAAACGAGAAGUUAGAUGAUAAUAAUAGAAAUGGUAAUGGAAAAACAGAGUCUAAUUAUUUACUUGAAUAUGCUUUCACCUUUACUGAUGGAAAUGCUGAAGCAAAUUUAGGUCGUUCUCAAAAAUUGAAAUUAUGUCAAGAAAUGAUUGAGGAUAAUAAAUAUGAAAACAAUAAGCCUAGUCAAUUAUUGUACAUAUCAAAUGAUUGGUAUGAAAGCUCUGAUGAUGAAAAUCAUAUUGAUAUUACGACACGCUUACCAAAUGAACUCAUAAAGAACAAAAACUCUCAGAAAGAAAUUCAAAUAGAUAGCCAUGCAAAGAAAGUUAAGAAACUAUUAUUCGAGCUUAUAGAUAAAGAAAAAUCUUUAAUUUCUUUAAGAGGAUACGAAUUGAAAGAAUACGACGAUGAUUUCCUUCUAGUCACUACCAAGAAUAAAAUAUAUUUAACCAAAUUGCACCCUCUAAUUAUAACUUCUUUUACAACUGAUGAUAUAUUUCCAAUAAGUGAUAUGUCAUUUUGUGAAUACAAAGAGAUAUUUCAAGCCAUCCAUGGCAUUAAGUACGUGGUACAUUUGAAGGAGGUCAAUGCAGUAGCAGUAGCAUCAUCUGCGGGGCUGAUUUCUAUAUUGAGGCUUACUGAAUUUAAAGGCUUGUACUCUUUUAGACAGGAAUAUAUAAUGGGUUGGGAGGUUCAAGAUCCAAGGACGAUGGAUCGAACCAAUUUUUACUGCAUACUGGAAACAAUAUUGAGAGAUGGAUACAGCAAUAGGUAUUACUGUAUGACUGACGAUUUGCAUUUACCUUUCAGGAACAUAUUAGGUAUGGAUUAUAGGUAUAUGCCAGGAAAUAAAAUAGAGGACUACGAACCAUAUGUGAUAUUAUAUGUAUAUUACGAAAGUUAUAUUCACCGGUUCAAAAUCUCCGUCAAUAGCGAAUCUAACAUCCCUAUCUAG
Messenger RNA from Tetrapisispora phaffii CBS 4417, 2727 nucleotides. RefSeq names its product Crt10p (gene CRT10). The record is from RefSeq and is a predicted model, not a curated record. The coding region runs from base 1 to 2727 and encodes 908 amino acids. Lineage: Eukaryota; Fungi; Ascomycota; Saccharomycetes; Saccharomycetales; Saccharomycetaceae. The transcript has a single exon.